AUGGCGUCCAAUACGGAGGGUCCUAAAGACCACUGGUCGGCCGAAGCAUACUCUGCCUCUGCAUCCUUCGUGCACUCCGCGAAAAUCACCGGAAAACUCCUCACCUCUCUAGACCCCAAGCCAACAGACAAGGUGCUUGAUGUCGGUUGCGGCGAUGGAAAAUUCACUGCAAACUUCCUCCCCGCCAUAGAAUCCGUCUUGGGCAUUGACUCAUCUGCGUCUAUGAUCGAGUCUGCCAACAAAGACUACGCAAGCCCCAAGGCCAGCUUCCGCGUUGUGGAUUGCCGGUACCUGGAGAAAGAAGCCUCCAUUGUCAAUGGAUCAUGGGAUAAAGUGAUCUCCAACGCAGCCCUCCACUGGAUCUUACGUGAUGAGUCGACGCGCAUGUCAACUCUCCGCGCAAUCUAUGGCUGUCUGAAGCCUGGCGGCACAUAUGUAUUCGAAAUGGGCGGACAUGGCAAUGUGGCCGAGGUUAAGACGGCCCUUGUCUGCGCACUGGUGCAGCAGGGUAUCCCUGUCAAACAAGCAAAUGAGACAAGCCCUUGGUUCUUCCCAUCUGAUACCUGGAUGAGAAAUGCUCUUGAAGAGAUCGGUUUCAAGGUCGAGAACGUCGAGCUAGAGUACCGCCCAACAAAACUCACCACUGACGCCAAGGGCGGUCUGGAGGGAUGGGUUAGACUGAUGGGAGCCCAGUUCUUGGACGUGCUCCCCGAGGAAAAGCAGGAUGCUGCAGUGCGCCAGGUUUGCGAUGUGCUCCAGGACGUGAUAACUCGUGGUGAAGAUGGGAGCCAAUGGCUGGGAUAUGUGCGACUCAGGGGUAUUGCGAAAAAGAUCUAA
Penicillium roqueforti is the source of this 837-nucleotide messenger RNA. Its product is annotated as class I SAM-dependent methyltransferase. Lineage: Eukaryota; Fungi; Ascomycota; Eurotiomycetes; Eurotiales; Aspergillaceae. The coding region runs from base 1 to 837 and encodes 278 amino acids. The record is from RefSeq and is a predicted model, not a curated record. The transcript is spliced from 3 exons.